Messenger RNA from Oncorhynchus nerka (sockeye salmon), 2209 nucleotides. Its product is annotated as 2-acylglycerol O-acyltransferase 2-A-like. Gene Ontology annotation, cellular component: endoplasmic reticulum membrane. The coding region runs from base 112 to 1119 and encodes 335 amino acids. The record is from RefSeq and is a predicted model, not a curated record. Gene Ontology annotation, biological process: diacylglycerol biosynthetic process; triglyceride biosynthetic process. NCBI's taxonomy places the organism in Eukaryota, Metazoa, Chordata, Actinopteri, Salmoniformes, Salmonidae. Gene Ontology annotation, molecular function: diacylglycerol O-acyltransferase activity; 2-acylglycerol O-acyltransferase activity. The transcript is spliced from 6 exons.
AGAGAGGGAGAAAGGCAGACUUUGGACCCACUUCACUCACUCUUCUCCUCUCCCGGGUGUCCCAGACAAGCCUCCUGUCUACCUGCACUGCCAGGCUCUUCAGUCCCCACCAUGAAUAUCCAGUUUGCCCCUACCGACCUGCCCCUAAGCAGAAGACUGCAGACGGCCUCGGUGCUACAGUGGGUCUUCUCCUUUCUGGGCCUGGCUCCAAGCUGCAUCGUGCUGUUCUUUGUGUUGAUGUUCACUCGGUUCUGGCUGGUCAGCGUGUUGUACGCCUGCUGGUGGUUCAUCGACUGGGAAACACCAUCCAAGGGGGGCAACAGGGUUCACUUCCUCUCCAAUCUACGUGUCUGGGACUACAUGAGGGACUACUUCCCUGUAAAGCUGGUGAAGACAGUGGACUUGGACCCCAGGCAGAACUACAUCCUUGGUUUCCAUCCCCAUGGGAUCCUGGUGGCUGGAGCCUUCACUAACUUCUGCACGUAUGCUACAGGCUUCAGGAAACUCUUCCCUGGCCUGGACAGCUUUCUGCUGAUGCUACCUCUCUGGUUCAGAGCCCCCUUCUUCAGAGACUACAUCAUGAUGGCAGGUCUGAUUCCCUCGGACAAGGAGAGUGCCAGCUAUCUGUUACGUCGACAGGGAGGUGGGAAUGCCGUUGUUAUAGCGGUAGGAGGAGCCCCCGAGGCCCUUGACGCACGCCCUGGCGCCUUCACCAUUCUCUUAGCCAAUAAGAAGGGCUUCAUCAAACUGGCAAUGGAACAUGGUGCCCAUCUGGUGCCGGUCUUCUCCUUCGGGGAGAAUGAGUUGUUCGACCAGGUGGAAAACUCUCGAGGCACCUGGAUCCGCUUGAUUCAGGACAAGCUGCAGAGCUUCAUGGGUAUCUCUCUGCCCCUCUUCCACGCACGGGGCAUUUUCCAGUACAGCUAUGGUAUCAUGCCCUACAGGAAGCCCAUCAACACUGUGGUGGGACGGCCAAUCAGAGUGGAGAAGAAUGAGAAGCCCACAGUGGAGGAGCUUGACGCCCUCCAUCAGCUCUACACAGAAGAACUCAGCCAGCUGUUUGAGGAGCACAAGGGCAAGUAUGGAGUGCCAGAGGACCAACACCUCAGCUUUGUCUGAGCAGGACUCACAACCAGGAGAGUGAGAGUGAGAGAGAGAGAGAGAGAGAGAGAGAGAGAGGGGAAGGGGGAGAGCAUCAAAACCGUAAUUGGAGUUGCACCACCAAGUCCUUUCACUUUCCUCAACCAGAAAAACCUUUACAGCUAUAACCACCUGAAGGAUCCAGACCAAACUACAGGAGACAAGUAACACGAGGAAUUGAUAUGGACAUUCUUAGCCACGAUAUGGACAAAAUCUUUCCCGUCACAAAAAGCACUGUAUUAUGUAUGUCAACUAGAUUCAGCCACGGGCCUAUUUUUUCUUGAGUGGAGGGUCGGGGGACCGGAACAUAAUUGCAAAUCAUUUGGAGACUGCAAAUUGACCGCAAGAAGCCCAAACAGAUAUAAUGUUUGACGAAAACUUGCUUACAUUUGUAUAUGACCAAAUGUCUCUCUAUUAUGCGUGAGAAUACUUGGGAACAGAUUUCUCAAAUGAAAAUCAUUUGGAGCUCCUGGUGUUUUUACAAUCUAUUAUGUCCAACAAUGAAAAAAUAAAAACAUUGUAUUUUCUUUGCUCAGAAAACUUGGGGUGCAAAUAAAACCACCUAUGAGCCAAAUUCGGCCCUCGGGCCGCCAGUUGGAGAACCCUCUCCUAGAGCCACAUUUUUGCCUUAAUCCACAGAUGAAGUGACAUCUGUCUGGGUGAUUCGAGACUUGUAUAAGUCUGUAGAUCCUAUCAAAUAAAAGUCAGAGGUUGAAUGGAGAUUUCAUGUAAUGGGGUGAUGCACUGUAUCCUCACUUACAGUAUAUAAGGCCUCUAGGUCUCCUAUAUCAAAAACACACUAGGAAAAACUGGGAAUAAUUCUCAUUUUACUCACUGUUUUUACAUAAUAAUACUAUAUCUGGUUAAUAAGUUUCCAUUUACAGUAUAUAUUUAAAUUCCCAAUUUAUUAAUUUUAAAUGUCUCUGUCUUAAUGUCUCUGUCAUGUAUACAUUUUUCACAAUAUUGUAAUAUAAAAUCUGUUAAAAUAACUGAUACUAUUUUUCUCAAUUGCAUUGUUUUUAUUAUAAUACCAGUUAAUUUAUUUUAAUAAAGGUGAUUUCAGUUCUCA